AUGGACGUGGACCUCAAGAGAACAGCCUACCCUUACAAGGCGUCACCGGAGCCUGUACUUGUUCCAGGAACGCAGCAAAACCCGGUUUUGGUGAUCAAUGCCAAUGGGGAGGCACAGUCCAAGCUGGGACCUGUGGCCCAGAUCCUGUGCUGUCCCCAUUGCCGAUCCACGAUGGAGUCCCGUCUGGAGCCCCGAGUGACGAAGCACACCCAUGCCUUUGCCUUUGCUCUCUGUCUGACGGGCCUUCUCUGCCUGGUGCCGCUGCCCUACUGUCUGAAGAGCUGCCAGAGCGUGGACCACUACUGCAGCCACUGCAAUCGGUUCCUUGGAAAAGCUUCCAGUUAA
Messenger RNA from Drosophila persimilis, 345 nucleotides. RefSeq names its product lipopolysaccharide-induced tumor necrosis factor-alpha factor homolog. Bases 1 to 345 code for a protein of 114 amino acids. The record is from RefSeq and is a predicted model, not a curated record. The transcript is spliced from 3 exons. Gene Ontology annotation, molecular function: zinc ion binding. Lineage: Eukaryota; Metazoa; Arthropoda; Insecta; Diptera; Drosophilidae.